This is a messenger RNA of Ceratitis capitata (Mediterranean fruit fly), 2030 nucleotides long. RefSeq lists its product as uncharacterized. Lineage: Eukaryota; Metazoa; Arthropoda; Insecta; Diptera; Tephritidae. Bases 444 to 1787 code for a protein of 447 amino acids. The record is from RefSeq and is a predicted model, not a curated record. The transcript has 5 exons.
AUUCAUUCAAGUUAUACUGUCAAUUCAACUAGCCAAGCAUGCGCUAUAUUGCUCGCGAUCAACGCUUUUUCAGUAGCUUUUUAUGCAUUGUACAUAUACUAAAUAACCGAACUAAUUCCAUAGCUGAUAAUUCGAUUUGAAUUUGAAUGGUUAACACAGUAUUUAGUUGAAUUUUUGCGCUUGAAAUGCGCGGUUGAGUUUUGUGCAAUUUUCCUAAUACAUACAUACAACCAAGUAAUUCGCUACGUAUUGGUGUUAAUUUAUAUUCUGCAUUACUUGACACAAAAACCAACAACUCAAACGAGGUGUGCAGAAUUUUUUACAUUUAUGUACAUAUAAUUAAAACAUAAAUGAAAAAGCAAUAAAUACGUACGUGGAAAGUGUGACGUUGAAUAAAUUUGAAUUGUAUGAAAUUGUAAAACUGCCGCUAAAAUUGCCACAAUAUGAGUUCGUUUGGUCGCGCAUCCUUUUCCCUGCGCCAUAAUUUGCUGUACGCCUUAUUGCUUUGCAUUGCAGUUACCGCUUACGAGGAAAACGAUAAAUUUUGCAUACGCACACAACCAAUGCUGUUGGCAGAUAUUGAGAAACAUAUUAACCCUUUAGAGGGUGAUCCGAAUUGCAGAGUGCUGGCCACAACGCUGACAGUAAAGGAAAAGGAGAGUUUCACGGAGAUCAUGUGUAAGGAUCACGGUACAUCAUAUAAGGAUAGUUAUUAUUUCUUUAAAUUACGUAACGGUGAACUGCGUGGACGUGGUACACAUAAAGAAAUUUGUAAUGGCAUCACAAAUCCGUUAUUAGCUUGGGUGCCAUACCACAUGGUUUUGGAGAAUUUCGCACAAGAAUUGAAUCCGAAAGAGCAUCUCAGCUAUAUUGGCAAGGCAACCGAUGUAGAGCGCGAAAAGACAGAGCUCUGCCACUUCAGUCACACGGAUCUCGUGACAAACAUCACAUCCGACCUUUUUGCAUGCAUAGUAAUGAUCUUCGAGGAUAACUUUUAUGGUCAAGAUGCCAAUAUCAAUGUGCUGGUCGAAAUAGAGCCACUCAUGUACGAAUUACGUAAUAUCACUUACCUACCAUGGGCCAACGUAUCGACGAGCUACAAAACCCUGUUGGAUCGCACAACACUAAACAAUCCCAACAGUGAACCGAAACAAAUUUACGGCAGUGUAAAGUACGGAUUCAUCGAGAAGGUGCACGUUAAUGUAAGCUCCAUAUACAAUCAAAAUUUAGACCAUUUACCGUUAUUGUUCGAACAUGCCGGUGCAGUGUUGGAGCUAAACGACUUGGGUAUUGGUGGCGUGGAUGUGCAAACGAAAGCUUACUUCGGUCGUUUUAUGGACGCACGCACCUCGGUCAAAGUGGAAGUGAUCGGUCAGUGGGCCGAACAUCGUCAACAGUUCAAUGCGGAUGUCUAUGACUAUUAUGGUUAUGGCAUUAAACGUUUACGCAACGAAAUACACCGUGGCGAGGUAACGUUUACACGCAUCGAGAGCACGGAACCGGUUUUCGAGACACCUGACUCUACACAUCUUACAAGCAGUUCUCUCCAUCUAUUGGGCGGUCAGAAAUUCGAACGCUUGGAGAUGGCUGAAAAUGUGACAAUAUCGCCGGAGUGGGACACAGAUGCUUACUAUAAUGCCCAUCCGUAUCCGGGUUUCUAUCCGUGGUUUGUUGGUGGUAGCAUUGUAGUGGCUGUGGUGCUCUUGGCGGUUGUAUUCAGUAUGGUACGCAUUUGGAGUAAGAAAGAGGAGAAGAGACUUUACAAAUUGGCCGCAUCCAGUGCUUGAGUUGAGGAGAGCGGAUGGAUGUUGGAGGGAGAGGAGGAAAAAAGAAAUAAUGAUAUAAUAUUAUGCGUGGAGCGCAGCGAAUUGUUUUCUGUUAUUUAAUAAUAGUAUUAUCGAAGAUAUUAAUCAAUGACAUACAUACCUACAUAUAUUUGUACUUUCAUAUGUGUGCUGGAAGAAUCUGAGUAUUUUAAGAAGAAAGUGUAAAAACCUUUAUAUUUCCAAUAAACUUUUGUUCGAAUAGUU